UCCGUGUGUGGUGGGGCCGCUAUCGCUGCUGCCGCUUUCUCCGCCAUCGCUUGUAAAAUGCUGCAUCAAUUGCAAGCGCAGCUAAAAAAUGCUACUCAAGAAAUAUGUCAAAAAUCGUCGAAAGUUAAAAAUUCUUUUUCUACUCAUGGUCAUUGUGCUGAUUGUGGUGACUGUGGUUGUAUUGAACAUUUCGCCCAACGUCGGUUCCACUGAACGUCUACUCGAUGAACGUUUUAUAGCGCGCAUCUAUGAUGGCGGUGGUCGCUUGGAGCAGCCACCACUGAAGUCGCCCCGCCAAAAUGGCGUUAUUGUGCCGGAGAAGUACGACGAACACAAGGUGAAGGCACGCAUUGCACAGGAACGCCUGCUGCAGUUGAAGCAACAGCAGCAACAACAAUAUAACGCCAUUGAGCCGGGCGAAGAGCACACCACAUUGGAUGCCAUCACUGCGGGUGUGCAUAUCUUCUAUAGCGCGCCUGUCGCCUGGUAUAAGACAAAAAAGCCACAGCAGCAGCAUCCCAUUGCUCCACAGUUGCAAUUGCGCGGUGCUGCUAAGGAGUUGCUGAAUGAUGUAUCCGACGCCGUCCAACCAUUUAUGACAUCGACCACAACAACAACUGUGAAACCGGUGCGCAUACUAAACACCGCCUUCUAUCCGGCACUGGGCCUGUAUAAGCCCACCGCCAACCUGCUGCAGAAGCACUUCGAUAACAUACGCAACUGUGGCAUUGGCGUGCUCAUACUCAGCUGCAGCGGCAAAGCAGGCGAGGUGGAACUCUAUCAGCAACUGCUGGAUUUGGCGCCCAGUUAUAAUUUGAGCAUCACCUUUGAGAUUAGCGUGGCGAGCAAUCAGAGUGUGGAAUUUCUGCAACAACAAUUGGAGGCAGUGCGUCGCUACUCAACCGCUGAGAGUUUCUAUCGCGUGUAUUCGUUGUCGCGAAAGCGUUUGGUGCCAUUGAUUUACGUAAGCAAUGCUUAUAAGUUGAGUGAAACGCCAGCGGGGCGUGCGUUGUGCCCAUCGCAUUCGGACAGUUUGCGCCGCAUUUUCGAUGCAUACUUUAUUGGGCACAUUAGACUAAAAAAUCACGUUGAUAUCAUGCGACGCCUCUGCUUCGAAGGCUACUAUAAUAAGUUACCAAGCAAUGGCGCAACAUUUGCGAGCACCUGGAAGAAUUGGUCAUAUCUGAAAUCAUUCGCAUUGACGUAUAAAAUGUUAUUUGUGCCAACAGUGGGACCAGGCUUUGCAGAACGUAAUAAAUUUCCACGACACGGUGACAUACAAAGGCAUCGCAGUAAUGGCAGGUAUUAUGGUGUCGCUUGGCGUACGGCCAUCCUAAAUCACGUCGGCUUCAUUAACAUAGCCAGCUACAAUAACUGGCCGGAUGGUAGCCAAAUCGAGGAAGUCAUCCCCAAGGCCGGAUUUUUAGACUAUAAUCCUGGCGCUAAAACAAAAUAUAUAGAUUUAACCACACAUUGGGUUGGAAAUUUCUUAAAGACCCGUCAUGAGGCGGCCGCUGUUGCUGUUCCUGGCCAGCCGAGUUGUUAUGAACUCUUGAAUAACACCAUUUGUUGAAUGUCAAUAACGUAAAUAGUAAACGCCAAAUAAUUGCACUGUGAAAAGGCACGAAUGGGUUAUAGCAAUUAUGAAAGAGGAAGAGCUGUAAAUAAUUGGGCCACCCAGCAAUUCGUUCUUAAAUGUCACAAUUUUUAUUUUUUUUUACCGUGCGUUGAAGUUUUCUUUAUUUGGUUUCAAGUUGAUCUAAAUUAUUUGUAAAAAAUUGAAUAGAACUACAUUUACCAUUAGUUUCGUCUUUAAGAGUAUAUAAUAAAAUUUAAUGGCGCUUAUUUUUGAGGAACAUCUUAACCCAAUAUUUCCUAGCCGUAUGGGAUAAUUUGAAGAUUACUUUGAAAAAUCUAAAAAAUCUUACAUUUGGAGGGUCGAUGGAGAAUUAAAAUGUUCCACGAAAAUAUUCCCCGAAAAAUUUCAGUAGUGACCUUCUCAGACGAAAACAGUGUGCGCUAAUGCACAAAAGUGCACCAUUCAUUUAUUUCUAACAAAAAUAGCCCCAUCGUACCAUCUCUCUCUCUCUCCUAAUUGCACAACGCACUGUUGCCUUUUUUCGUUCCAUUUUACCGCACGGUGUUAUUAUGAUACGUUAGCAAAUUCAUAAAAAAACUAAGGUACAUUAGAAAUAAUACAUAAAUAUAGAGAUUUAUUAAUUAUCACAUACAUACAUACUAUAUAUAAAAAAUAUCUACAUAUAUAAAAUUUUGUAGCUAAAAUCUAGCUGAAGCCUGAGGCUAUGUGCAAUCAACUAUAGUACAGUGGUCAUGUUACUUUCUUUAAAAAAUAAUUAGAUGAUACAUAUAAACAUAGGUAUAUACACAUGGUAUGUAAAAGGCAGAUAUUGAAGUCAUAUUAAUAUGGUCGAGGCCAUAAAACGUUUUGCUGUGCAUUGUAAACUUUAUAUUUGUACUACAAUAUACGUACAUACAUAUGUUAUAUUACAUUACAAUAUUAUACAAAUAUUAUAUUAUAUUUACAUGCUCGUAUAUACGAAUAAGAAGUAGCAAUAUAGGGUGUGUGUGUGUGAGUAUGGCUAAAUUGCAGACCUUGUUCUUGCAUUAGUAGCCCACUUUUAACGGUAAUUGGUUCUAUAGGGUGUUCCAACAAUAGUUUUUUUUCGAAUUUGGCUCCCUCUCCAACAUUUCUAUGUCUCAGCGUCGGAGCUGUAACACUUUUUAAGGUGAGCGUUGAAAAAAGAUUAGAAGCCGAGAUAUGGGUUGCUGAUAAUCAGAACAAAAAACUACAGGUGACGAAAGUAAACAUGUAUUGCAAACGAAAGUUCUGUUUAUAGUCUACUUUAUUACUAUCUUCUUUUUGAUUGGCGCGAUAAUCGCUUAUGCGAUUUGGACCGAGUUUAACAAAGCGCGCUAGUCGUUUCUUUCUUGUGCUAACUGGCGCCAGUUAGAAACACCAAGCAAAGCUAAGUCCUUUUGCAUGUCAUCUUUCCAAUGCAGAGGAGGUCUUCCUAUUCCUCUGCUUCCACCAGCUGCUACCGCAUCGAAAACUUUCAGCGUUCGUUUUUAUUCGAUCGAAGCUGCUGGAUCUUUAUUCGCUGCGCUAUGUCUAUGUCGUCGUAAAGCUUAUACAGCUCAUUGUUCCAUCACCGGCUCGCACGAUCUUUUCCAGCAUCAGACUAAAGAAGUCACACGACAGCGAGUCAGCCUGUCUGAAACCUCGUUUGGUAUCAAACGGCUCGGGGAGGUCCUUUCCAAUUCUGACGGCGCUGCUGGUUUUGAGCAACGAAUACCGAAUUCAGACAUCGCGUCAUAUAGAUAACUCCUUUUCGUGCUGUUGAAUGCAGUUUUAAAAUCGGCAAAAAGAUGCUGUUUGUCGAUUCUAUACCUACAUAUAUGUAUACCCCUAUUUGACGUCUGCCUAAUACGGUUCACCACAAAAAUUUCGAGGUGUGGCGACUCCUUAAACAUUUCUUCUAGCUGGUUAAGUUAUUUAUUUAUUUAAGGCUUAGUGCACAAUAGAUCAAUAUGGUCGCAGUGCUAAAGGGCCAUACCUUAACCCUUUACAAGCAUUAUUUAAGGCUUAUAUAAAAAUAGUUCACUUACAAACUAUUGACAAUUCUCUGCUUGGAAUUGGGUCCACAAAAUUCAAAGAUCGGAGGGUGAAGCGAACAAAUUCCUUUUGGAUACGCUCAAGUCUUCACUGCAGCCCUUACAGGCCAUUGGAAAGUAGGGGAUCAUGCAGCUAGACUAAAUCUACCCUUCAUUUCUAUAUGCAGAAGCUGUCAAGAGGAAGGGGCAAAGGUAACUCUUUUCCACUACUUAUGUGAAUGUCCAGGGCCAGCUAGGGCACGACUCCGCUCCUUUGGUAAGCCUUUCUUGCAGAAAAUUAAUGAGAUCUCAGACAUCGAGAUAAAAUAAUUUGCUGCUAUACUUGGACCUCACUAAAUGGAUUUGACUUAGCAGGAAUACUCAACCAUUUUAACAAUAACAACAACAACGCUCAAGUAUUUUAAUAUAGCAAUCAAAUACCUUUUAGAUCAAGUAUUUUAAUAUGGCAAUCUAAUUGAGGCAAACAUUUUCAAGUUUACAUCGAGCUAGAGACGUAUACAGGAGCUUCAAGGUAUACGGAUUACUAAAAUCAGAGCUGAAACGACGAAUGAAAGCUAUCUUAGCAUAGGAUUUUCCAAUGGUACAACUGAUAUGACUUAGGAAUAAAAACUUUAAGUCAUGUGGUCGAUCUCAGUCGGAGAUCUCAUUCGAAGUAGAGAGACCAGCACCGCCAAUGGAAUAGGAUGUGGGUAAAGGGGACGAAAUUUUGAGAAAAAACAUGGAAAAAUUUACUUAUAUUACAUUGGCGACAGUCUUUAUGGAACAGUCUAAGAAACUUUUUAAUACCAGUUUGGAUAGUAAUCCAAUCGGACGGACUACCAAUUAUCCAAAAUUCAUCAGCAAUCCUGCAAAGGAAUGGUAUCGAGUCACGGUGAAAACCUUUAGGCUGACAUUUAGGAGUAGUACUCGUAUGAUGAGCUCAAAAACAACUGCGCGCUGUGGUACGAAAUACAGCGCACAUGUCAAACUAGCCCUUGGAAGAGACGGAUGGAUCUCUCCUUGUAGAUUCCAUGAAAAGGCAUUGCUUAAUUGUUAAAAAAAAGAGACGCUCAAAAAUAACUAUAGAUUUUUCUUCAAUAUUAUUUCUAUUCAUGCUAUUCAAUUUUACUGCUCCAUUAAUUGUAGAAGUAAAACAAAAAUCAAUAAGGAAGCUCGCGAGAUCCCAAAGUACCUCAGACAUUUGUUUCUCACUAAAGAGUAUUUUUUUCGUUUACAAAUAGAUGAAGUGUUAAACUGCAUAUCAGCUGUCUUGGGUUUACAAACAAGUGGGCAGAAAAUAAACAUUUAACAUUAAAACAAUUUUAACUCCAUCAAAAUUUAAGAUUUAAUAAA
This is a messenger RNA of Anastrepha ludens (Mexican fruit fly), 4965 nucleotides long. Its product is annotated as glycoprotein endo-alpha-1,2-mannosidase. NCBI's taxonomy places the organism in Eukaryota, Metazoa, Arthropoda, Insecta, Diptera, Tephritidae. The transcript has 3 exons. The coding region runs from base 89 to 1573 and encodes 494 amino acids. Gene Ontology annotation, molecular function: alpha-mannosidase activity. Gene Ontology annotation, cellular component: Golgi apparatus. The record is from RefSeq and is a predicted model, not a curated record.